This is a messenger RNA of Emys orbicularis (European pond turtle), 2370 nucleotides long. It is a transcript of the gene ITGB6, whose product is annotated as integrin subunit beta 6. The transcript is spliced from 15 exons. Gene Ontology annotation, biological process: cell migration; integrin-mediated signaling pathway; cell adhesion mediated by integrin. NCBI's taxonomy places the organism in Eukaryota, Metazoa, Chordata, Testudines, Emydidae. Gene Ontology annotation, cellular component: cell surface; integrin alphav-beta6 complex; focal adhesion. Bases 1 to 2370 code for a protein of 789 amino acids. Gene Ontology annotation, molecular function: integrin binding. The record is from RefSeq and is a predicted model, not a curated record.
AUGGGGAUUGUAUUGCUUUUCCUGUUCUUUCUAUUUCUGCAAAGAAAUAACAAUGUACAAGGAAAUUGUUCUCCAGGGAGUGCAGUGACUUGUGAAGAUUGUUUGUUUUCUGGACCACAGUGUGCUUGGUGUUCUCAAGAGAAUUAUACAGACUCAUCUGGAAUUCACGGAAGGUGUGAUACUCCAGAAAAUCUUUUGUCAAAAGGAUGUCAGUUGAACUUUAUUGAAUUUCCCAUUUCUAAAGUAGAAAUUCACAAAAAUAACCCCCUUAGCAUAGGAAUCCAGAAGAAUAACUCUGAUGUCACACAGAUUUCCCCUCAAAAGUUAACUUUUAGACUGCGACCAGGAAAUGAAGAAACAGUAGAGAUUAAAGUUCGCCAGACUGAAGAUUAUCCAGUUGAUCUCUAUUACCUCAUGGACCUUUCCGCUUCCAUGGAUGAUGAUCUGAAUACAAUAAAGGAAUUAGGCUCAACUCUUUCCAAAGAAAUGUCAAAAUUAACAAGCAACUUUAGACUGGGCUUUGGGUCUUUUGUUGAAAAACCAGUUUCACCAUUCAUCAAAACCACAGCUGAAGAAAUAAACAACCCUUGCAGAAGUGUUCCACUAGAUUGCUUACCCACCUUUGGAUACAAACAUGUUUUGCCAUUAACAAAUGACGCUGAAAAAUUCAAUGAAAUUGUGAAAGAACAGAAAAUCUCAGCUAAUAUAGAUACUCCAGAGGGAGGAUUUGAUGCAAUUAUGCAGGCAGCUGUUUGCAAGGAAAAGAUUGGGUGGAGAAAUGACUCUCUACAUCUGCUGGUGUUUGUGAGUGAUGCUGAUUCCCAUUUUGGGAUGGACAGUAAACUGGCAGGGAUUGUUAUUCCAAACGAUGGGCAUUGUCACUUGGACCACAAUAAUGAAUAUUCCAUGUCAACAGUUUUGGAGUAUCCAACAAUUGGACAACUAACAGACAAGCUUGUGCAAAAUAACGUUUUACUAAUUUUUGCUGUAACAAAGGAACAAGUUUACUUAUAUGAGAAUUAUGCCAAACUUAUUCCUGGAGCUACUGUUGGACAACUUCAGAAAGAUUCUGGAAAUAUUCUCCAAUUGAUCAUUGAUGCAUAUAAGGAGCUACGAUCUGAAGUGGAGCUGGAGGUGUUAGGAGACACAGAAGGACUCAAUCUCUCUUUCACGGCAAUCUGUAACAAUGGUACCAUUUUUCCGCACCAGAGGAAAUGUUCCCAUAUAAAAGUGGGAGAGACAGUCUCUUUCAACAUGACAGUAAGCCUACCUACCUGUGAGAAAAGGUGGAGGCAGAUUGUAAUAAAGCCUGUGGGCCUGAGUGAUGCCCUGGAAAUUGAUAUUCAGCUGGAAUGCAGCUGUAACUGUCAGAAGGAGGCUGAGAUGAACAGUUCCAAAUGCAGCAAAGGAAAGGGCUCUUUUGAGUGUGGUGUGUGUGCCUGCAACCCUGGCUACAUGGGUCCUUAUUGUGAAUGUAAUGAAAACUCCCUGAGCACAAAUUCCUGUAAAAGGUCUCCAGAGCAGAGCUCCUGCAGCGGGAGAGGCGACUGUUACUGCGGGCAGUGUAUUUGCCAUUUCUCAGUGUAUGGAAAUAUUUAUGGGCCAUACUGUGAAUGUGACAAUUUCUCUUGCGUGAGAUUUAAAGGAUUGCAAUGUGGAGGUAAUGGUGAUUGUGACUGUGGUGAAUGUGUAUGCCACAGGGGAUGGACUGGUGAAUAUUGUAACUGCACAACUGACACUAACUCCUGUGUUUCUGAGGAUGGAAUACUGUGCAGUGGAAGAGGUGAAUGCAUUUGUGGAACAUGUGUUUGCACAAAUCCCGGGGCCUCUGGUAGCACAUGUGAAAGAUGCCCUACAUGUGGUGAUCCUUGUAGUUCCAAACGGAGCUGCAUAGAAUGUCAUUUGGCUUCUGAUGUCCAGUCACAGGCAGAAUGCAAUGAAAAAUGUAGAUUAGUUGAUGCAACUGUCAACAGUGCAGAAGAUUUCUCAAAGGAUAAAUCUAUUCCCUGCUCUUUACAAGGGGAAAAUGAAUGUGUUACUACAUUUCUAAUGGCUACAGAUGAACAGGGAAGGACAAUCAUUCAUAGCAUAAAGCAGAAAGAUUGCCCACAACCUCCAAACAUUCCAAUGAUAAUGUUGGGUGUUUCUCUUGCUAUCCUUCUGAUUGGCAUUGUUCUACUUUGUAUAUGGAAAUUGCUAGUUUCUUUUCAAGACCGAAAAGAGGUUGCCAAGUUUGAAGCAGAAAGAUCAAAGGCCAAAUGGCAAACGGGAACAAAUCCCCUGUACCGAGGCUCAACAACUACAUUUAAAAAUGUAACUUACAAGCACCAAGAAAAGCAAAAAGUGGACAUUACUGCAGAUUUCUAUUAG